UCAUGGACCCAGAGGAAGUUGCUCAGUUUUGGCAGGACAUAGGAAACCAAUGGCACCCAGAAACGGCUCCACGUGUUGUCUGGGAUGAGCUGCUGGUCAUCGCGAACUCGACGUCAGCGCAACUUCCCGCUGCCACGGCUGCUGCAGCACCGGGCGGUAGGAUAGCGCUACUGUCAACACGGGGCAACAGGGCCGCAGCCCCUACCCGAGAUCAACAACCUUGCGGAAAGGCAGAACGUUGCGCAGCAGCACCCCAGUUUCUGCGGGUACCAUCACUCUCGCUGCAUCGGGGCGGUCGACUUUGCCAAGGCAGCCGAGAGGAGCUCGGGAGGGGCGGUCACAACGAAGCGUUUACGGAAUCAAGUGAGUCGCGAAAGUGUGAACCCCAAGUCUGCGAGAGCGAAGUCAUGACCACACGAAGUGAAAAGGAGAGAGGGAUAAGCGACGCUUCGUUCGACACGAGCAUUCAGAUGAAUGCAAGGGGUCGCGGCGUGCAGAUCACGAGGAGCGACUGCUUCACGGAGGCGUGCCCCGCGGUGUGGGUGGGGGAUGAACCCGUGCCAGCGGCCAUUGCGGACGCACUCCUGUCGUGAUAUUUGAUGGUGUGCGAUAGGCUGCUCAUGGGACGUGAGGGAUGGGGUGUGUGCUGGACGAUAUCUCACUCACUAGAAUUUGGAAGAAUUGCGCCGAUAUGCAUGUA
Ectocarpus sp. CCAP 1310/34 is the source of this 700-nucleotide messenger RNA. The record is from the annotation of a GenBank genome assembly. Lineage: Eukaryota; Phaeophyceae; Ectocarpales; Ectocarpaceae.